CUUUAAUAAAAUGACAUUGAAAAAAAAAAAAAUGAAUUCCUGAAGGCAAUUAAAGAGUAUACGCAAGUUAUGUAUCAUAAAAAAAUUGCGGUCAAAAAUCCGGGUGUUGAAUGAGGCCAAUGUACAGCCACAUCAUUGGAAUCUCCGUUCUGCCGGUCAUCAGCAAUCAGGUAUCACCUGCGAGGCUGUGGCUAAGAAAUUCUUAAAGGUGACUCAGUCUCUUUUAACUUCCUUUCAUCUUCCAUCUAUCCGUUUUUAAGCAAUACAUUCAAAUAUAGGUUUAUAAUUCCAAUAUUUCCGAUACCAAUACCAGUAUCAAUACUAGUACAGUGAUACCCAUAUUAUUUUUUAAAAUCAGUAUUCCAUAGUUUUGAAUUGCCGAUUGCUUACAAGUUUAUCUCCAACUCCAAAGCUAUCAGCGUAUCUAAAUAAUAAGUAAAAAAAUAAAAAAAUACCAGUCUCCAUUUAAGUUUGAACAGUAAAAGCAGUAGCGCCUAUCAACUUAUUAAUAUUUAAUAGAUCAUCAAUCAUCAUAUUUACUAUUGAAUGUUGACAGUGGGUUUAUCUCGAAUGUUCAGUUAUGUGUCGUAAGUGGUACAGAAAAGCAACAAGUUUAAAAAUACGGCCCUGAAAUAUAUGUGACCGAGCUAGACCGAAGGCUCACGAUCCGGCAACGAAGAUUGUAUCUGAGUAUUUGCUGUUCUGCUCUGUUCUCUCAAGUAUCAAACGUCUUUCCACUCCAUUGAAGGGGCUCUUGUGAUGACUUUUAAAGAUUUCUGUCAGUUCCCAGUUCACUUAUCUCAGUAACUUACAAUUACUGAGCAAUCGUGCUUGACUUGUCUGUAACUUAACUGUCACUAAGUUAUUAAACAACUUAUACAUACUCUUGUACUUGGAUUUAAAUUUAAAUUCUUCCAAGAAUUCAUUACAAGUGCACAUACUGGUUACUUAUAACUACGUACUCUAAUUAAUUAAUUAAAUAGAUAUUCAUCAUGUCGUGUAAAAGUAAACAGUUAAAUUUAAGUCCCAGUUGCGACUCAGUUCUCAGUUAUAAAUUCAACUUUUUAUUAUAGAAACGGCAAUAUAUUUAUAUGUAUGUAUUUUACCAUUGUUAUAUUAUUCUGUUGGCGCGCAUUCCUUGUAAUGUUAUUAUUAUUAUGUAGUAAAAUGGUCUUUCCACUCCAAUACGACGUUCACACACGUGUCUGGUGUCAGUCGGUACCAAGAGACGAUUCGUAACACCCGAUUUAUUUCUUCGCAUUUAUUAUACUUUAUUUAGAUUUAUAUAAAUCGUAUAAAUAUAUAUUAAUAAAUAUAAUUCAUACUUGCUCAGUAAACUCAGUUACUUGUAAUUACUUUUAAUUAUUUAAAUUUAAAUUUUAUUUUAAACGUCAGUUAAUUAUUUGUGGAAAAAAGUAAACCGGAAUUUGUAAUUGUGAUGUGAGAUUUAAAAGAUUUAAAUCUAGCGCGCGAAGAUUUUUUAAAAUUUAAAUGCCCAUGCCGGUAUAUUUUUAUCCCUGGUGUUUGAUUGACAGUUUUAAUGGGUUCGAUUAGUGGCACUUGUGCUUGUUAUUAAAACAUUUUGUUAUUUUUUUCAUAGUUAAUUAGUUUUUUGAAUGAGUAAUAAAUGACAGUGUUGGUGAUGUAAAUAUGAGUUUGAAAAGGAAAUGCUUUUUUAUCGUUAUCAACAAAUGAUUAAUAUGUGUAAUAAGCAAGUGAGGUUAUGCAGCUUAAACGGGCAGCAGACGUUACUACGGGUAGUAAUCAUGAUAAAUUGUUAAUAAAUAAUAAUACUGCGUGCAAGACAAUGGGAAGUAGGACAAUUAAUUCUACGGUAUUACAUAAUCCGAGUUUUCUUCAUGGUGACAUUGUUGUUGUCGGUGAUGAUAAGCAUGUCAGUAAAAAUACUAUUGAUAGUUUGGCACUGAGAAGAGCCAGUUUACCAUUACAGCUGGUCCCCAAUGAUAUUGUUUGCAUUGAUAAUAAUACAGAUCUAAUAAUUUGCGACAAUGAAUCUGCUGUUUCACUGUCACCUGAUGACAAUUCUUCAAUUGUUUCAGAAAAAAAUUCAAAGGAACUGGCGUGUAUAGAAGACAAUGAAGAAAGAAUCUCAACAGAGUUUGUUAAGCCUGUAGUUGAAUAUACUGCCACAAAUAAAGCGGACAUUGACUUAAAAGAUGAUGUACAUCACAAAAAUGUCGAUGUUUCGUGGGAAAAUAAGACUGAGACAAAGCUAGAGGAUAAACUAACAAUAACUCGUCCAAAAAGAUAUUGCCCGUCGUCGAAAUUUGGAUGCAAUGGUAAUAAAAAGUUUAUUGUCAAACCAAAAUGGAUUUUCGCACGUAAUGUUUUACAUUAUGUCCCUAAACAUAAACGUACUAGGAAAUUAAUUAACAAUAUAUUGCCCAUAAAUAAAAAUAAAGAUAAAGAUAAAAAUAUAAAUAAUAUUAAUGACGAAAACAAUUGGCCAAGACGUAAUGUAUCAUUACCAUCAAAUUUUGUUCAUGUAGCAGGUGCUAGACGCUGGUCUUGGUUGCAAGAUAUCGAUGAUAAUGAUAACUCACGAAUUAUCAUUAAUCACAAAGAAAAAUGUGCAACUUUAACGUUGACAGGUGACAGAAAAACGAGGAUGCAAAUUGAUGAUAAUGAUGAGGUCAUUUACAAAAGAAGCUCAUCAGCAGAAACUCUAGUUGAAGAAAAUAUAAAGGAACCUGUUGAAAUUGUCAAUAAAAGGCAACCAACGGUAUCUAUGACUUGGAGUUCAAGGAGACAUUCUGACGAACAACUUGCUAAGACAAACAACGGAUCGCUGGUUUAUUUAUCUAAACCUAAAGCAAAUGUUAGUUUUUUAUGGAGCAGCAUUGCUAAAUGUUCUAGUAAUGAUAAUAAUAAUAAGAAACUGGAUAAACUUGAUGGAGUUGAACCAGGUGAUCAUGAUGAGUAUGAUGACGUUGGAUUACCUUCAAUAGAUUCUCUCCAGGAUGACACGUACGACGAUGUGGGCGUACCCGAGUUAUGUGUAAAUGGAUCGGUGAAUUAUGAAGACGAACAAGUUUAUGAUGAUGUUAUGCUUGUACGUGCUUCUUUGCCAGCUAAAAUAUCCGUAAUUGAGAAAGAAAAUGAUAAUAAUAAUAGUAAUUGUAGUGGAAGUGAACAUGACAGGAAUGCUGAUAAACUCUUGACAAAUAAAGAAAUAAAUGUAAAUGAAAAGAAUGUUAAUGAAUUUAAACAAGAAUUUAUAUAUAUGAGAAAUGAUUAUUCGACAGUGGAUGAGGAUGCUGAUGAUGAGGUUACUGUUUAUGAUGAUGUAGGUGUUGUUUUAUGUGAAUCUCGUGUCAAUAGUAUUUAUGCCGGUUCUAUCAAUAUCGGCCAACUUGAUCCGUCAAAAGAAUCAGAGUGGGAAGACUUGGAUGAAAAUUUAUCUGUAAAUGGAUUGUCGAAAAAUUUACAAGCAUUAUUAAGAAAUUCAUCUGAAACACAGAGUGCAUGGAGUAAUAAAAAGAAAUCGGGACAAAGACGUACGAGGAAAGUGCGUCGUCAAAGAUCGAAAGCAUCGCGAAAGAAUUCAACACGCUCGGCCAACCGAGUGUCUCGACAGUCCACUGUUUCUGAUACGUGCUCAGACGAUUCAAACUACGAGACUUUAUAUUCAUUUGAACCGUACGAAUCGAAUCAAGUGGAUCCAGUUGAUCAGAUUGGGAGUAAAUUAUUUAAUUCAUCAGCGAGUAAAAGUAUAACGAGUGAUUUAAUUGAUGAAUCUACGAGAGAACGUAAUUUGGGAGCUCCAUUGAGACCAGUUCCACCCCCGCCGAGAGAAUCCAGUCUCACUGGAACGUUUGGUAAACGUAUGAAAAUCCUGAAACGUACUUGGAGUAUAACUAAAGGCAGCUUAGGACGCAUGAGAAGAAGAACUUCCGGUUCUACGGAAACAGAUUCAAAUGCUGAUGAUUUAAACAUUAAAUUGGGUGUCGAUGAUGGAAGGAAAUCAAGUCAAGUCUUUAGUUUUAAAAAACAUUUUCAACGUUCCAGUACAACGUCAACAUUUUAUCUUGACAAUGAUAAUGAUACAAGUGUGAAGAAUAAUAAUAAUAUUAAUAAUAGUGCUAGUACUAGCACUAGUUGCGACGACAUUUAUGAAAAUAGCAACUGGAUUAACGCUAAUUAUUCAAAACGCGAUACCAAUACAGUUGAUGAUUAUAAUAUACUGGCGGAAGAACCCUUGUAUCAAUUUUAUGCUGCGUCAACAUUUCGUGGUGCUUUUCAAUCUGAUUCGGACAGUUAUGGCGACACUGAAGAUUCAUUACCGUCAGCUUCUGAGCUAGGUAGACCUGGUUAUAGGACACUUUGGUCUCAGACACCACAGGUUAUUAAAAGUGGCUUACUCGAACAAUUAACAAGCGAUGAAAAAAAAUUACAAGAAGCUAAAUUUGAAAUAAUAACAUCUGAAGCAUCAUAUUUGAAUUCCUUAAGAGUAUUAGUUAAUGAGUUUCUGAUAAAUCAUGAGUUAGUUUACGAAGCACUGUCAGCAACAGACCGUGAAAAAUUGUUUGGUAGUGUACCGAGUGUGUUGAUUGCAUCGGAAAGAUUGUUGGCAGAAUUAGAGAGUGUAUGGCGUGGAGAUCCGAUGCUAAAAGGUCUUCCGGAAGUGUUGCUUAAGCACGCAGAACGGUGUUCGAAAAUAUACAUCGACUACUGCUCAAACCAAGUCAGCAUUGAUUUGACUUUGAAAGAACUGCGUUCGAAGAAAUCAUCAAAAUUUAUUGAAACUGUUACUCGUAUCGAGUCACAUCCAGCUUGUCAGAGUUUGACGCUCCAUUCGUUUUUAAUGUUGCCAAUGCAACGUGUUACGAGACUGCCAUUACUCGCGGACGCGGUGCUGUCGAAACUAUCAACGGAGCAUGAAGAACGGCUUGAUUGGGAAAAAGUAUUGUCUGUACUUGGUAGAGUUGUUACCGAGUGUAAUGAAGGUGCACGAGUUGCUGGAAGACAAAUCGAAAUGGCUUCUUUGGCGAAAAAAAUUGAGUACACGACCAAAGUACCGCCUAUUGAUUUACGUGAUAGGUAUCUGGUACGAAGUGGUUCUGUUACACAGAUACUCGCUAAGCCUGGUGCUGAGUAUGUACUGACAUUUAGAAAAAAGUUUAACAAGACACCGCUUUAUCUUUUGUUGUUAACGGACCAUUUACUUAUUGCUAAAUUAAAGACCAAUAAUCAAGAUGAAGUAUAUUCAGUUAUUGAUUCAUGUAAGAGAAGUCUUAUUGCAUUAGAAAAAGUUCCUGAUGAUUCGCCUUUUGCUGGACGGUAUGCCAUGAUUUUAACACUACUAGAUAAUUAUUGUAGUCGACAUGUUGAAUAUAUUCUAUCAUGUCAAAAUGCAACCGAGAGAGAAAGAUGGCUUGACGCAGUUUCACCACCAAAACCAAGUUUAGUUGGUGAAACUUUGUAUGAAACAUGGGAUUGUCCGCAAGUUAUGGCUUUGUAUUCUUAUACUCCAGUACAACCGGAUGAAUUAUCACUUCAACCAGGUGAUGUAAUAAACGUUCUCAGAAAAAUGGCUGAUGGAUGGAACCUUGGUGAAAAACUUGUAGGUGGUGAGCAAGGCUGGUUUCCUGGUAAUUAUACUAAAGAAGUUGCUUCUGAGCAUGUACGUGCUAAAAAUUUGAGACAGAGACAUCGAUUGCUUGCACUCAGUGAGAGCCUUUUGCAGCAAUACGCUAAACAAUCUGUUUGUAUUAAUCGAUAAUGUGAUAUAUUGUUCGUUGCUUAAUUUAUAUAAUUGUAUAAAGUAUACAAAUAAUUAACUUGAAAUUUUUUUCAAGUACAAAUUUUGUUACUCUAUUGAAAUUGUGAAAAAUAUUU
This is a messenger RNA of Microplitis demolitor, 5859 nucleotides long. RefSeq lists its product as uncharacterized. The transcript has 10 exons. Gene Ontology annotation, biological process: activation of GTPase activity. NCBI's taxonomy places the organism in Eukaryota, Metazoa, Arthropoda, Insecta, Hymenoptera, Braconidae. The coding region runs from base 1724 to 5743 and encodes 1339 amino acids. Gene Ontology annotation, molecular function: protein binding; guanyl-nucleotide exchange factor activity. The record is from RefSeq and is a predicted model, not a curated record.